AUGGCCUCCAGGAGAUUCGCGGGGUAUCAGUUCUUCAACUUGACAGUCCCGAGUCAGCAUGUGAUCCAUGUCGAGAUCAAUCGGCCGCAGAAACUGAAUGCCUUCUACGGGCCUAUGUGGUUCGAGUUGAAGGAUAUCUUUGCGAAACUAUCAGUCGAUUCUGAAAUCCGAUGUAUCAUCCUCUCAGGGGCCGGGGAUCGAGCAUUUACAGCAGGACUCGAUGUUGAAGACGCCGCGAAGCCGGACAACACCAUUUCGGCCUCAGGAUUUGCGGACCCCUCGCGCAAAGCCACUGUUCUGCGGAGGCAUAUUGUCGAGCUACAAGAAGCCAUCUCAACCGUAGCCCGCUGUGAAAAGCCGGUGGUCGCGUUGAUGCAUGGCUAUGCGUAUGGACUGGGGAUCGACCUGUCAUCCGCAUGCGACAUCCGGUUCUGCACAGCUGACACCAAGUUCUGCGUCAAGGAAGUGGACAUAGGCUUAGCAGCAGACGUGGGAACGUUGAGCCGGCUUCCCAAGGUGGUGGGCGGAGUGACGAGCUGGGUCAAGGAAGUGUGCCUCUCUGCAAGACCCUUCUCGGCGCAGGAAGCGCAGCACAACAACUUUGUCAGCCGGGUGGUCGCCGGCGGCAAGGCUGAAUUGAUGCAGGAGGGAUUGGAUUUUGCGAACUAUCUGGCCAGCAAAAGUCCUGUGGCGGUGCAAGGAACGAAGAACAUUCUUGACGCCGCCUGGGGCAGGACGGUAGAAGACAACCUCAACUAUACGGCAGUCUGGAACCAGGCCAUGCUGCAAAGCACAGAUGUUCAACGAGCAAUCCUGAGUGGCCUGCAAAAGAAGUCGCCAACGUUUGAGAAGCUAUGA
This is a messenger RNA of Capronia coronata CBS 617.96, 858 nucleotides long. RefSeq lists its product as uncharacterized. Gene Ontology annotation, cellular component: mitochondrion. The coding region runs from base 1 to 858 and encodes 285 amino acids. The record is from RefSeq and is a predicted model, not a curated record. Lineage: Eukaryota; Fungi; Ascomycota; Eurotiomycetes; Chaetothyriales; Herpotrichiellaceae. The transcript has 2 exons. Gene Ontology annotation, molecular function: delta(3,5)-delta(2,4)-dienoyl-CoA isomerase activity.